AUGCGGGCCAAUGGCAACCUUCGUGCGCACAAUAUACACAACCUUGGCCGCCCUCAACCCACGCUACCAUGCCUAGUGACGGGCUGUAUCCGCCGUUUUUACAACAGGUCAGGGCGCACCACUCAUAUGCAAUCCCAGCAUCCACUGGCAUCUGAAGAACCCGACGUCCCGUCAUCACACCAUUCCUCCUCCGAGUCGAGUUCACGAUGUUCCCAGUCAUCCCGACCUGGCACCGGACAUGCUGCAACAAGCUCAGCACACAUGCAUUCACGCAGCCCAACUCAGACUAGCGCAGGUGAUGAACAACUUGAAGCACCUGGGAGUCGCGACGAUCAAAUGGAGUUUGACUUGCCAGAGUCAAAUGGACGUGGAACAUAUCAUCCUAAUAUCAAUGGGAGAAUUUGCGACGAACACGGAGAUGACAUACCACCGAAUACUCCGCCACCUCCGCGUCCAUCAAAUCGUGGACCAGACAACUGGACACCAUAUGCUAAUCGAGUCGAAUUUGAAGUCGCAGACUUCCUCUACCGUCGCAACCAGAUGUCGGGGGGCGAUAUUGACUUUAUAUUCAACCUGUGGGCCGCCUCAUUAGCGGCUCAUGGCGAAACACCGCCCUUCACAAACCACGUUGAGAUGUACAACGUCAUUGAUUCGACGCCUCUAGGUGACGUCGCCUGGCAGAGUUUUAGCUCUGAAUAUAAUGGUGCUCUACCUGAAGGUGACAUUCCGACAUGGAUGACAUCCGAGUAUGAUGUGUGGCUCCGAGAUCCUCGGAUCCUCGUGCACAACAUUCUCUCCAACCCAGACUUCGAAGGCGAAUUCGACUACGCUCCGCUACAGGAGUAUGAUACCAGCAACGGAGCACAUCGCUUUCAGGACUUUAUGUCCGCCAUUUUUCAUCCUUUUUCCAAUUUUCUCAUCUCUCACAAUUCACAGGAUUUGAUUGCCGAGGAUCCCAAUACAAUUGGAUCUAUGUUCGUUCCAAUAAUCCUUGGCAGCGACAAGACUACUGUCUCCGUCGCUACUGGACACAACCAGUACUGGCCGGUUUAUAUGUCGAUCGGCAACAUCCGCAACAACGUGCGACGUGCACACCGCAACGGUGUUGUAUUGCUGGGCUUCCUAGCCAUCCCGACAACUGACAAGGAGUCCGCCAAAGACGCACACUUUCGAAAAUUCCGCCGUCAGCUUCUCCACUCAUCGCUGGCGAAGAUGCUGGAAUCCCUCAAACCAGGUAUGACAACACCCGAGGUUGUACGCUCCCCCGAUGGUCAUUUUCGACGUGCGGUGUAUGGCCUUGGACCAUAUAUUGCCGAUUAUCCCGAGCAAGCAUUGCUCGCUUGCAUCGUUCAAAACUGGUGCCCAAAAUGUACUGCUCCGGCUGAUGGUCUUGACAAUGGUACCUAUGGUCGGCGUUCCCGCAACCAUACCGAAGUCUUGGUGGAGGAAUUCGAGUUAGGUGUGCUAUGGGACGAAUAUGGACUUGUAGGAGACAUCGUGCCAUUCACUAACUAUUUCCCGCGAGCCGACAUUCACGAACUCCUCUCCCCCGACAUUUUACAUCAGCUGAUAAAGGGUGCGUUCAAGGACCAUAUCGUCACCUGGGUCCACAAAUACAUUAAGGCUUGGUACUCGGAAAACGAGGCGAAUAUAAUAUUAGAUGAUAUUGAUCACCGUAUUGCUCUUGCUCCCUCAUUUGCGGGCCUUCGACGAUUCCCGGAGGGAAGGGGCUUCAAACAGUGGACGGGAGAUGAUUCCAAAGCACUUAUGAAGGUGUAUAUACCCGUGAUUGAAGGCCACGUACCUCCGGAGAUGGUGCUGACUUUGCAAGCAUUAAUUGAUUUUGUGUACAUCGCGCGGCACAAUAUCAUCGACUCCAACAGCCUCAAUGCGUUGGAUGAUGCACUCGAGCGUUUCCACAGGCACCGCGAAAUAUUUGAAACAUCCGGUGUUCGCCCUAAUGGAUUCAACCUCCCUCGACAACACUCGCUUAUCCACUACCACAAAAUGAUCCGAUCGUUUGGCGCACCAAACGGACUCUGUUCUUCCAUCACAGAAUCUAAACAUAUCAAGGCUGUCAAGGAGCCGUGGCGACGGUCCAGUCGGUUCGAAGCCCUCAAUCAGAUGUUACUGACAAAUCAACGUCUAGAUAAGUUAGCGGCGUCUCGUGUUGACUUUGCUAGCCGUGGGAUGCUAACAGGAACAUGUCUAUCAUAUAUCCUUGAUAAACUCGGGCUAAACGCUCCAGUGCACAAUGCAGAAGCCAUUCAAGUCCGGCUCGAGGACGAGCCGAUUGACAUUCCCCAUCUCGGACGCAACAAUCACGUGAAUGCCAACUUGGAGGCUGAUGCAGACCAAGAUGCUGAGCUCGAGGGUGACGCUGUUGCUGGACCGACGGUGAUAGCUCAUGUAGACUUGGCGAAGAAAUCUGCAAAACGGAUCUACGCAGACCUACUUGCAGAUCAAAUUGGUGAACCGGAACUCACCACUCACAUUCAGCGAUUUUUACAUGACCAGCUCCAUUGUUCUGACUCCAACUCAGAAGCCUCCGAGUCUGGCGCUGGCUCGUCCAGUGCCCUUCCCGAACUACAUGAAAAAAUAACUCUGUAUACAUCUGCCAUUGCCACCUUCUUCGCUCCCAGUGAUGUCUCAGGCAUCGGCGGUAUGCGCUACGAGCGAAUUCGUGCUGUGGAUACCUGGAGGAACGGCCCUGGUCGAUAUGACUGUGUUUUCAUUAGUACUGAUCCCACUGUCGAGGGUAUGCGUGGCUUCGAUAUCGCUCAAGUAAGGCUUUUCUUUUCAUUUAAACACAAUGGUGUACAUUACCCUUGUGCAUUUGUGCAUUGGUUCAAACACGUGCACGACUCACCAGAUGAGAACACAGGAAUGUGGGUAGUAGAGCCUGAAACCCGCGAGGAUGGGACACGAUUUGCCUCCGUCAUUCACCUUGACUGCAUUUUUCGUGCGGCACACCUUAUGCCUGUAUUUGGGCAUGAAUUUGUACCUACUUAUCUCUCUUACACACAGACCCUUGAUGCUUUCCGCACUUACUAUGUAAAUAAAUACAUUGACCAUCAGGCAUUUGAGAUUGCCUGGUGA
This is a messenger RNA of Suillus clintonianus, 3099 nucleotides long. RefSeq lists its product as uncharacterized. The transcript is spliced from 11 exons. The record is from RefSeq and is a predicted model, not a curated record. Bases 1 to 3099 code for a protein of 1032 amino acids. NCBI's taxonomy places the organism in Eukaryota, Fungi, Basidiomycota, Agaricomycetes, Boletales, Suillaceae.